Acanthaster planci (crown-of-thorns starfish) is the source of this 1512-nucleotide messenger RNA. Its product is annotated as dnaJ homolog subfamily C member 15-like. The record is from RefSeq and is a predicted model, not a curated record. Lineage: Eukaryota; Metazoa; Echinodermata; Asteroidea; Valvatida; Acanthasteridae.
CAUACAUGUACAUAGGCUACACGCAAAGAAAGUGGGUCAGUGAUUUACAUGUGAUAUAACUUUGUUGUUUGAAAGUCACGUUUCUUACGCGUCAGAAGGAAACGGUCAGAAAAUGUCUACCACGUUGAUUCUGGUUGGCCUUGGACUGGCUGGGGCUGCAUACGUGGGUCGCCUUGCGGUGCAAACGGGGCGCAUUGUCCAAAAGAAUGCUCAUAAGAUUCCUAAACCAACAUUCAGUAGCUACUACAAAGGUGGCUUUGAUCCCAAGAUGAACAAGAGGGAAGCUAGCCUCAUCCUUGGAGUCAGCCCGUCCGUGUCGAAAGCCAAAGUGAGAGAGGCCCACCGACGGAUAAUGCUGCUCAAUCACCCGGACCGAGGGGGCUCCCCAUACUUGGCAACAAAGAUCAAUGAAGCCAAAGAUUAUCUGGAAGGCCAGGCUAAGAAGUAACCCUAUGGAGCUCAGCAUGAAACAUUUUGAACGUCAGAACUGAAACAGUGAACGCGAGUCCCAACCGUGUGGAGUGUGGUUAGAGUUUUACAUCACAGUGCAGAAAGACUUUGGAGACACCAGUCACCAUCUGCGGCGGAGAGCAUUUGUUUUUUAAAUUGAACUCGAGGACUGACGAAAUUGUGGAUUUCUCUAGAACGACGAUCACUCAGUGAGAGCAUGGUUAGCAAAGGUGCGUUGAGUUGGCGACUUGCGCAUUUCCACACAAAGUGCUUGGAGAAACAUGAAGUGAUCCGCGGGGAUCGCCCGUUAAUUGUAAGCAUUGGAGUAUCUGACAGUUCCGCUGCAGAAUCGCUGCACUUUGGGUGCGAGAUGGAUAAGUGUGGUGCUGUGCAACAACGUAUUAUAUUGCAACAGUGCACUUCAGGACUCAAUUUGUUAAAAAUCUUGCACGUUUUUGGAAAAAAAAUGUGACUGACUUGCUACUUUCUGCAUUUGGCAUCGCACAAAUCCAUAGAGUUUGGCGCAGUCAGUUUGUUUGCCCGCUGUUUAUUAUUCAUCUACAAAAUUUAUCUUGCCCCCGAGAAACGAGACAGUCCAACAACACUACGGAUCUUCAUUCUCUUACCAAACAAGGGUCCUAAAAUACAAUUGUCGUCGGGUGAAUACAUGGGGAUUUUUACAUUGACUGAUGAGACAAAGACUUGUGUUGGUGUUAUGUGGUGUCGGAUACGGUUUCAGGGUUAUGUUGGGGGGGGGUUGAAAAAUUUGAUUAUCUAGUUAAUCCAGCUUAUACAUGAAUAAAUUAAAUUUUGAAGAAACCUCACAAAUAAAAUACGGGUAAUAACCAACGACAAUUAGGACUGACGAGAGGCCCUUGUAUUGUACAGAACACACGUUGACAGUUGAUUGCAAAGCUUAACAGAUCUACCAAAAUCACCCAAGGAUACGGCAUGCUACUUCAUAAGAAAAAAAAAAAACAUACAUGUAUUUACACUAACCAAGCAUAAAAGUAUUGCUGUUGAAUAAAAUUACUUGUACAAGGGCAAACCCCUAGAAAAUUA